AUGAUUUCAAGUCGUGUUUGCAGAGUUAAUGUUUUAUUUUUACGUAAUGCUGCUUCAAAAGUUAAGAUUUUAAACCCCUCUGCAGAUGUCUUACCAUUUAAAGGAAUUGAUGCUGCUAAAAAGCCUGUUAGUGUUAAACUUGAAGCAGGGAAAACAUAUUCUUGGUGUGCUUGUGGUUACAGUAAGAUACAACCCUUUUGUGAUGGAACACAUAAUAUGUCAGGUUUCACUAUGAAUAGACCUGUAAAAUUUCAAGUUGAAAAGGAUGGAGAAUAUUUGUUGUGUAACUGUAAACAAACUGAUAAACGUCCUAUUUGUGAUGGAGGACAUAAGAAGGUGUCACCAGUUCCAAGAAAUAUAAAUGCAUCAAGAAUGGUUAGAUUUGACAAUUCUCCUGUAUAUGAAGGAGUAGCUAGGGAUCUAGGAUAUAAGCAAAAAGAUGGUGGAUUCCAAUAG
Molecule: messenger RNA, 456 nt
Organism: Strongyloides ratti
Lineage: Eukaryota; Metazoa; Nematoda; Chromadorea; Rhabditida; Strongyloididae
Product: Iron sulphur-containing domain, CDGSH-type, subfamily and Iron sulphur-containing domain, CDGSH-type-containing protein
Exons: 3
Coding region: 1-456 (151 amino acids)
Cellular component (GO): intracellular membrane-bounded organelle
Molecular function (GO): 2 iron, 2 sulfur cluster binding
Source: RefSeq, a predicted model, not a curated record